Messenger RNA from Diabrotica virgifera virgifera (western corn rootworm), 1466 nucleotides. RefSeq names its product zinc finger protein 678-like. Lineage: Eukaryota; Metazoa; Arthropoda; Insecta; Coleoptera; Chrysomelidae. Bases 244 to 1458 code for a protein of 404 amino acids. Gene Ontology annotation, cellular component: nucleus. The transcript has 3 exons. The record is from RefSeq and is a predicted model, not a curated record.
UGUUUAGCUUUGAAGGAAUUUCCAAUAAAGACUGAAAUAGAACAAGAUGGAUAUGAAGUUACCUGUUUUGAAGAAAAACAAAAUACCACAGAAGGUUAACUCAGCUUCAAGCUUUAAGGAGGUUGGAUUGGAGAUUCAGUUUUCAUGUUCAGUAGCUUUGCUCUUUGCUUUAGCUAGCUUGGUUUGGUAUUGGGAAUUUAGGAUGUGUUAUUAGUAAAAUUGUUAUAAAAUUACAUACACGAAAUGGAAGUAAUAAAACAAGAAAUCAGUGAAGAGACGCAUAGGGUAGAAAUAGAUAAUAAUGGAGUGGAUGAUGCUGUUUUGGAUAGCUUAAAAUAUAAAAUUAAGGAAGAAUCCAAUUCAGAAAGUACAGAUUAUGCUUUGGAAUGUUUAGCUUUGAAGGAAUUUCCAAUAAAGGCUGAAAUAGAACAAGAUGGAAAUGAAGUUACCUGUUUUGAAGAAAAACAAAAUACCACAGAACACGUAGGUUUCACGCUAAACGAGAACCAAAUGAAAAGUAUUGAGACAUUUUUUGAACAUUCAUCCUAUAAAGAACCCUGCAUGAGUCUACAUACCGAAGGAAAAACUGUAAAUGAAACUGUAGAAGUUCAGACCACACACGGAUCUUACAAUUGUGAAAUUUGUUUAAAGCAGUUUUCUACACCAAGUAAUUUGAAAACACAUUUAGUAGUGCACACUAAGGAAAAACUUCACAAGUGUGAAAUUUGUUUUAAAGAGUUUAGCCAAGCAGGUUCUUUGAAAACACAUUUAAGAGUGCACAGUGGGGAAAAACCUUACAAGUGUGAAAUUUGUUUUAAGCAAUUCGCAGCAAAAAGUAAUUUAAAACUUCAUUUUAGAGUCCACUCUGGAGAAAAACCUUACCAGUGUGAAAUUUGUUUUAAGCACUUUAGUCAAAGAUCAGGUUUGAAAGAUCAUUUGAGAUUGCACAAUGGAGAAAUGCCUUAUAAGUGCGAAGUUUGUUUUAAACAGUUUGCUCGAAAUGAUUCUUUAAAAACACACGCAUACGUUCACACUGGAGAAACACCGUACAAGUGUGAAAUUUGUUUUAAGCAGUUUAGCAAAGCAAGCACUUUAAAAACACAUUUGAAACUGCACACUGGAGAGAAACCUCACAAAUGUAAAAUUUGUUCAAAACAGUUUAGCCAAGCAGGUGCUUUGAAAGUACAUUUGAGAGUGCAUACUGGAGAAAAACCAUACAAGUGUGAAAUUUGUUUUAAACAGUUUGCUCGAACAGAUUUUGUGAAAAGUCAUUUGAGAACACACACUAGAGAAAAACCUCAUAAGAGUGGAGAAAAACCUAUAUAUAAUGCUGUUGAUGAUGGUCCUGUGGAUAUUUGUCAAAUUAUAAUUAAGGAGGAACCGCAUGAGGAAAUAGAACAAGAGGAACAUAAACUUUCGUCGUUUAAAGAAAAAGAAACCAAUCCAAGUGGUAAGUAAACCACAAG